This is a messenger RNA of Drosophila arizonae, 1696 nucleotides long. RefSeq names its product cysteine sulfinic acid decarboxylase. The record is from RefSeq and is a predicted model, not a curated record. Gene Ontology annotation, molecular function: carboxy-lyase activity; pyridoxal phosphate binding. Lineage: Eukaryota; Metazoa; Arthropoda; Insecta; Diptera; Drosophilidae. Gene Ontology annotation, cellular component: cytoplasm. Gene Ontology annotation, biological process: carboxylic acid metabolic process.
CAUUCAGCUCGAACUGAGUUCCAAUGCAGCGAUACGGCCAAUCAGUUCUCAUUCCCAGUUGAGUAGCGGUUGGCGAAGGUUCGAUCGGAAAUAUAGUGAAAUGGAUGGCGAAAGUGAGACUACUGCCUCUAUUGUCGAUGACGUUCGCGUGAGGUUAAUGGACGAUUGGAGGAUUCUACAGAAUGUUUUCAAGUUGGUGCAGCAGGAGGAGACUAUCUGUGCCGAUCCACAACAAUGGCAGCAACAGAAAAUAGUCGAUUUUAUGCAGCCAGACGAGCUGAAGAAACAUAUUAAUCUGACUAUUAAGGAAAAGGAAACAUCCACACUAUCCGACAUUGAAGAGAUCUGUCAACAGGUAAUUAAAUAUUCUGUAAAAUCUUCCCAUGGACGCUUCCACAAUCAACUAUUUGGUCAAAUGGAUCCCUUUGGAUUGGCUGGCUCCUGGCUGACUGAGGCAUUGAACACGAGCUCUUAUACUUUUGAAGUUGCACCAGUCUUUAGCCUGGUCGAGACUGAGGUCAUAUCAGCGGUUUGUAGAUUAGCCGGUUAUAGUCAUGGCGAUGGAAUUUUCGCGCCUGGGGGGUCCGCAUCGAAUAUGUACGGCCUGGUUCUGGCCCGUUAUAAACGCAUUCCAUCAGUGAAGUCUUCGGGCAUGUUUGGUAUUCGACCUCUAGUGAUUUUUACGUCCGAGGAUUCGCACUACAGCCUGAAAAAGGCUGCCCACUGGUUGGGUAUUGGGGCCGACAAUUGCAUAGCUGUGCGCACCAAUGCUAAAGGACAAAUGGCAUUAGACGAUCUAGAGGACAAGAUUAAAGCAGCCAAGGAGUCCGGACUUGAUCCAUUCUUUAUCAAUGCAACAGCAGGCACAACUGUGCUGGGCGCCUUUGAUGACUUGGACGGCAUUGCUGAUGUGGCACAACGUUACGGCCUCUGGAUGCAUGUGGACGCCUGUCUAGGCGGUGCUGUAUUGCUCGCCUACAAGAAUCGCUUACUGCUGAAGGGCCUACAACGCGCCAACUCCUUUGCCUGGAAUCCACACAAGACACUUGGCGUUCCGUUGCAAUGCUCCUUAUUCCUUACCAACGAAUCGGACUUGCUAGCACGCUGCAACAGCAUUGAGGUCAACUACCUUUUCCAGCAGGAUAAGUUCUAUGAUGUUACUUACGACACCGGCAACAAGAGCAUUCAGUGUGGCCGUAAAAUCGAUGCCUUCAAGUUUUGGCUAAUGCUUAAGGCACGUGGUUACGGGCUGUAUGGACACUUGGUUGAUCAUGCCAUUGAAAUGGCACGCUUACUCGAGCAGAAGCUGCGCGCACGUCCUGAUCGAUUCAGACUUGUCCUCGAUCAACAUGAAUACUCCAAUGUUUGCUUUUGGUACAUUCCGAAAGCGAUGCGAGUGCCCAGCUCUGAGGAGAAUGAAGAUUGGUGGGCGCGUCUGUAUACCGUUGCACCGAAAGUCAAGGAACAAAUGGCAUAUAGUGGCACAUUGAUGAUCGGGUAUUCACCGCUAAGUAGCCGCCAGUUGGGCAACUUCUUCCGUAUGGUGUUCACUUGCUUCCCUGUGCUCGAAGCUGCAGAGUUGGAUAUAAUAUUGGAUGAAAUCGAACGUCUGGGCGAGCUCUGACAGUGCUGAAAUGCAUAUUUAAUUAGAAAUCUGUUUAUAAUCUGACAAUACUUUACCCAAAACAAUAAAAAA